GAUGGAUUAGUUUAAAUUGAUGGAUGGCUAUCGUAUACGUACAUUCAAGAAUGGAUUUGAAAGGAGAGAGAGUAGUUGAAGGCAAGAGGAAAAUGGAUUAAAAAGCAGCAAUGGCUUGGUAAUGUCCGAUCCGAAAGUGGUUAAUGCAGUCCGCACUACUGUGUGUUUCAACCAACUGUCAAAUUGAAUUGACGCACUAAUCACUCUUGUGAUCCCCAUUUUUGACGUCUUUCUUCUCUCUUUUUCUGAUUCUUUUGUCUGGUUAUGUCAAAUAAUAACAAUAACAAUAACAACGACACCAAUAACAGCAACAAUAGAGUCAGCGGACCUACUUCUGCUUUGACCAGUUUCCUUAGAGAACAUGGUAUUCGUGUCCCCAAUACUGGCAGAAGAGCCAGAAGAGAGGCUCAAAGAAACAAUGAAAUCCCACAAGAACAGGAGGAACAACAACCAGAGUCUUCCGCAGCACCUACCGCCCGAACUUCAAUGCUCUAUAGACCCUCUGAGAGAAAGACAAAGGAUAGCAAAAAGAGAAAGAAGAAUGAUGGCAGUGAUGAAAGCGACAGCGAUAGUAGCUUUGAUCCCAAUGAUUUUAGGCCCUCUUCUUCUGGCCCAAGAAAACUGCCUACUGGACGUGCUCGUAUUGCUUUCUGUGAUCAAUGCAAAGGAAGAUUUGUACGCAAGACGGAAAAUGAAAAUAUUAUUACUUGUCCCAAAUGCUUAGCUGGUGAAACUCCUUCCAAAAAACCUUCGCUUAGCAGAAAAAGGACAAUUCCUGCUGUUCAAAAGAAGAAAAUUUAUUGCGAACAUCAAAUUCCUUCUUUGCAAGAGAUUUGUGUAUCUGUCGUUGCUGAACACAUUGACGAAAUAGACACUUUUGGUAUCAUUAGUGAUGAAAGCUUUGAAAAGCUAGGCAAAAUCAUCUCCCGUAACCGCAAACUGACUGAUCAGAUUGCGAAGCUGUUUAUGGAACCUGAUCGCAAAAUCUUGAGCUUGGGAGAUUGCUCUAAAAUGACAGACCAUGGUUUGUAUAUGAUUUCUCAAUUUUGUAUCAGAAUGGAAAGAUUGUCUUUGAUCUAUUGUGGUCAUAUCACAGACAGAACAUUGCUAGCUUAUUGUGAUCGCCUGCACCAUUUCAAGUCCUUGGAACUGUCUGGUCCAUUCUUGGUGACUAAGGAGGCCUGGAUCAAGUUUUUUGAAACCAUGGGUCCUCGCUUAGAAGGAUUCUCACUUGCCAAUACAGCUCGUUUCCUCCAAGAGUGUGUGGAUGCACUUGUAAUGUAUUGCCCUAAUGUCAAGAAACUAAAAUUGAAGCAACUAUCCCACAUGUCUACUAAUUGGCUAGCCUCGCUUGCUAAGCUUAAAAAGCUGGAGUCUUUGGAACUGGCCUGGCCAACUCAUGAAUACAAAUUCGAUACAAAAGACAUGGUCCAUUUGCUCUCUAAAGUAGGUCCUCAUCUAAAGGAGCUUUCAGUUAAAGGAGGUCAUCAUUUAACGAAUGAAAUCCUGUCUGAAGGUAUUUUAAAGCAUUGUCAAAACUUACAAAAAUUAAGCUUGGAGCAAUGUGGACAAUUGACUGCUGAAGCCAUGGUUGAGUUUCUUGAUAAUUGGAAAGCAAGAGGACUUGUUGAACUUAAUGUAGCUCGUUGCACUUCGUUUAAUGAUGAUGUGCUGAAGGCUAUUGUUCGUCAUUCUGGCCAAUCAUUGAAACGUCUCAAUUUGCAUAGUUUGCAGUUAUUGACAGCUUCUGGUCUUGAACUAUUGGCAGGCAAUGGCAGUGAUUUGAAACCUUGUCGCUUUCUUACUCAUUUGAAUUGUGGAUUUGUACGAUCAAUGGACGAUUUUGUAUUAAAAAGACUCAUUGAUCAAUGUGAAUCUCUUGAAAAUGCUCAAGUAUUUGGAUGUAAUUUGCUUACAGAUAGUGUUAAGUUGAGAGAUGGAUUACUUGUUGCAGGCAGAGAAUUUUAAAAUUAGACUUAUUCUUGCUUUAUUCUGAUAGUUUCAAUAUAUUUUUCUAACAAAGGAUUGCCUCCUAAACGUUUGAUUUCAACUAAAAUCUCUUCUUCUUUUUGAUGGAGGAAUUUACGUACAUAUUCAAAAGUUCCUGUCUUUUGAAUGAUUUCCAAUGCAUAUUUCUUUACCUCAAUGUUCGUUGGCUUUUGACUAACAAUAUUCAGCAAUUGUCUGUUAGAGACAUCUUUCCGGAUAGCAUGAAUGAUAGGGAAAGAAAAUUUGCCUUCAGUUA
This is a messenger RNA of Gilbertella persicaria, 2245 nucleotides long. RefSeq lists its product as uncharacterized. The transcript is spliced from 3 exons. Bases 265 to 1968 code for a protein of 567 amino acids. Gene Ontology annotation, cellular component: SCF ubiquitin ligase complex. NCBI's taxonomy places the organism in Eukaryota, Fungi, Mucoromycota, Mucoromycetes, Mucorales, Choanephoraceae. The record is from RefSeq and is a predicted model, not a curated record. Gene Ontology annotation, biological process: SCF-dependent proteasomal ubiquitin-dependent protein catabolic process.